Molecule: messenger RNA, 1608 nt
Organism: Zymoseptoria tritici IPO323
Lineage: Eukaryota; Fungi; Ascomycota; Dothideomycetes; Mycosphaerellales; Mycosphaerellaceae
Product: putative major facilitator superfamily transporter
Exons: 14
Coding region: 1-1608 (535 amino acids)
Biological process (GO): transmembrane transport
Molecular function (GO): transmembrane transporter activity
Source: RefSeq, a predicted model, not a curated record
AUGACUUUCAAUCGGAAGAUGAGCUUGAUCGCCAUGGGCUUCCUGUGGACGGGUUCUCAGAUUCCAGUAUACCUCUUCGGUGGAGUACCACCAUAUAUUUACGGCGACAUCGGUGGCACGGACAGAUGGGUAUGGAUGGUGCUUGCCAAUUUGCUGUCCCUUGCGGCCGUUUGCCCCUUUACUGGAAGCAUCAGUGACCUGAUAGGUCGCCGAUACGUUGCCCUGGGCGGAGCAACCUUGCUUUGCUUAGCAAUGGUCAUCUGUUCGACUGCACAGACGAUGAAUACAUUCAUCUGUGGUAUGGUUUUCGCAGGAGUCGGUGCUGAGAUGCAACUAAACUCCUUGAUAGGAGUAAAUGAGUUGACUGCGCUCGCCGUCACUUCGGAGCUCGCACCGGUAGCCAGCCGUGGCAAAUAUGUCGCUGUGCUCGUCUUCUCCAUCGUGCCCUUCGUUCCCUCGGUGCUCUACGCGCAACUCAUCGCCUAUCAUUACUCCUGGAGAUGGCUGGGCUUGUUCUGCGGACUGUGGGCUUUUAUUGGCCUAGUCAUGGUCGCUUGCUUUUUCUUUCCGCCACCCCGGGCGAUUAGUGCUGGAAUGUCCAGGAAGGACGUGUUGCGCCGCAUCGACUACAUUGGCGGCUUUCUUUCCAUCUCGGGCAUGAUCUGCUUCAUGCUAGGGAUGCAAUGGGGCGGGUACCAGUACGACUGGGACGAGGCACAUGUUCUGGUCCCACUCAUCCUCGGUAUCAUCCAGUUGAUUGGUUUCGUUGUGUGGCAGAGCUAUGCACCAUAUCCCAUGUUCCCAAGACGUUUGAGACAGGAGGUAAGCCUGUUAACAUUCCGGAGUGUCAUCACGGCGAUCAGCGGAGCCAACUUCUUUUCGAUUCUCAUGUUCUGGCCUACUCAAGCAUUCAACGUCUAUGGCCACGAUCCUGUUGGCAAUGGUAUUCGUGGUCUGCCUGUCGGUCUGGGCGUCAUGGUCGGAGCUGUGAUUGUGCUCACUCUUCUGAGCGUAUUCCGCGGCCACAAUAAGGAGCUCAUGAUUGUAUCGUCGAUUCUCAUGACGGCAGGAUGCGGAUCUCUCGCAGUGGCAGAGAGAGACAACCUCCACGUCCUAUGGGGUCUGCUGGUGCUAGCUGGACUUGGCAUUGGUGGCAUCGUCGUGCCUGCCUCGAUCAUCACAACCAUCAUCUGUCCAGAUGAUCUCAUCGCAACGGUGUCCGCUCUGACUCUUGCUAUACGAGUUCUCGGCGGUAGUAUCGGCUACUGCGUGUACUACAACGUAUUCGUCAGCAAAUUCGUCCCCUACGCCGUCCGUGAUGUUGGCGGCUACAUGGUCGGUGUACUCGGCUGCGAUGAGGAGAGCGUCGCAGAGGCCAUCGCACUCACCGGCAACUCGCUCAUCGACUUGAUCGCAGACAUACCUUGCGUCGCUGCGCAGUCCGGAGGGUGGGAAGAGGUCGUGCUCCAGGGCCAGAUGGCGUACGCAGCUGCAUACAAGUACGUAUACUACUGCAGCACGGGCUUUGGAAUUUGCAGCAUCCUCGCAGCGGUAUUCCUGGGCGACAUCUCGAAGUACAUGGACAACCAUGUUGCGGUCGUUAUGUGA